Molecule: messenger RNA, 1296 nt
Organism: Penicillium daleae
Lineage: Eukaryota; Fungi; Ascomycota; Eurotiomycetes; Eurotiales; Aspergillaceae
Product: fungal specific transcription factor domain-containing protein
Exons: 1
Coding region: 1-1296 (431 amino acids)
Biological process (GO): DNA-templated transcription
Molecular function (GO): DNA binding; zinc ion binding
Source: RefSeq, a predicted model, not a curated record
AUGUACCACCCACCGCCGACUAUCUGCCAUCUUCUUUUCAAUGUCUUCGAAGAGAAUGUGGCACCCAUAAUUUUGAUCAUCCAUAAGCCAAUGCUGAAAGGUCUCCUCCGGACUGUGAGCACAAACCCCGAGGGUUUGGAUAAGGGGUCUGAGGCUUUGGUAUUUUCGAUUUAUUUCGCUGCAAUCUACAGUAUGUCAACGGAAGAAUGUCUUGCGCAGCUAGGCGUAGACCACACCAUCUUGACCAAACGAUAUCGGUUUGCAGUCGAGCAAGCGCUGUUGCGGGCAGGACUCCUUCACACGCGCAAGCUGGUUGUGUUACAAGCAGCAGUCCUUUUCCUGAGCUGUGCCUGUUGUCCUCAAGAUGCACACUUUAUUUGGACCAUGAUCGCUGUGGUGACUCGUCUUGCCUUGAGCCUGGGGCUGCAUCGGGAUAGCAGCCACUUCGGGUUAGGCCCAUUGGAAACAGAGAUGCGGCGACGACUGUGGUGGUACAUAUAUCUAUUGGAUGUGCGAUCAUCCGAAUCUCAAGCCACGAGCCCACAAAUUCGGGAAGGAGACUACGAUACUCGAUUGCCGUUGAAUAUCAGCGAUGAUGAUAUGUCGCCUGACAUGGUUGACACACCGCCGGAACGAACUGGCUUUACAGAGAUGACCUUGACCUUGGUCAGGUGUGAAAUCCUCACAUUGCAUCGUAAAUUGAUGCAACUCAGCAGUGUCGGGGUUGAUUUUGAUGGACACAACGCGUUGUUUCAGAACCGCCUCCGCACGAUAGAAGAGUCCCGGAGGUCCCUUGACGAGCGAUAUCUCCAAUUCUGUGACCUUGAAAUCGCGAUCCACUGGGUGACCGCGACAAUUGCCCGCGUUGCUCUCGCGCGCUCGUGGCUUGUGUCGCACUUCUCGCUGCUGAGCGUCGAAGGAUUCCAAGAAGGCCUGUGGCCCGACCAAUGUGAUCUCCUCGUCCUCACCGCGAUUGAGGUACUCGAAUUUGUUUACCUGCUUGAAGCCCACGAUAAUACCAAGAAAUGGUCCUGGCUGUUCCAGGGAUACGUACAGUGGCAGGCGUUUGCAUUUGUUCUGUCGGAGCUCUGCGUGCACCCCACCUCCCCUUUAUCAGACCGUGCGUGGGUGGCCGUGGAUCGGGUUUAUCAACGAUGGAAUAGACCGAUGGGUAAUCUACUUGGGUUGAUGAUGCGACCGUUGGAACGUCUCCGGAAUCGGGCUGCUGCAAUUCGAGCUGAGCAGGGACGUGAUGAAACAAGAGGAAAUAUGCCUGUUGCAAACAACUUGGCUUAG